Messenger RNA from Aricia agestis (brown argus), 1603 nucleotides. RefSeq lists its product as uncharacterized. Gene Ontology annotation, biological process: GPI anchor biosynthetic process. The transcript is spliced from 6 exons. The record is from RefSeq and is a predicted model, not a curated record. Gene Ontology annotation, molecular function: hydrolase activity. The coding region runs from base 177 to 1232 and encodes 351 amino acids. NCBI's taxonomy places the organism in Eukaryota, Metazoa, Arthropoda, Insecta, Lepidoptera, Lycaenidae. Gene Ontology annotation, cellular component: endoplasmic reticulum.
AAUAACAGAAAUGAGAAAUCUGAUGAAAACUGAUAAUAAAUGAUAACAAAGUUGUACCUACCUUUUAUCGCUCAUGAUUUCUAUUUAAAAUGUUAAUGUCUGUAAACUUCAAUAGAAGAAAUGCGAUACUUUGUUUAUAAUGCAAAUUUUCAAAUUCGCAAAGUAAUCGUUUACUAAUGUAUUUAAGAAAAAGCACCACCUUGAAAUAUCUCAUCGUUGCGCCGAUAGCAGCCGUUUUAUAUUGCGAAUGGUUCGUUUAUAUUAUUCAGCCAGUUUUCUGGAACAACUUGGAAUGCCGGGCAGCAGAUACCUCUUGUACAAAAAUAUUAUUUAUCGCAGAUCCUCAAAUACAGGGGGAUGAAGGUGCUCCAUCACCUCUUAAUCAUUUAUUCAACUGGGACUGUGAUAGAUAUUUGAGAUCAACAUUUUCAGUAGUUCUGAAGCACUUUCAGCCUGAUGUUCUGGUGUUUUUGGGAGAUUUAAUGGAUGAAGGGUCAAUAUCAUCUAUGAUACAGUUUCACAACUAUGUAAAAAGGCUAUCGAAUAUAUUUGAUGUUUAUUAUCCUAUUGUGCAAAUAUGGCUGCCUGGGGAUAACGAUAUUGGAGGUGAAAAUGAACCAAUUAGAAAGGAUAAAGUUAUUGAAUUCAAUAAAGUAUUUGAACAGCCCUCUGUUAUUAGCUACAGGAAUAUUUCAUUUUACAAAGUGAAUGCAGUCACCUACAGUGUCCCUCAAAUGCCUGACGUUGAGGACUUGAACCUGAGAAUGGCAUUAUCACAUUAUCCCAUACUGAACAAAGGUGGCUACGGCAAACAGGUACACAACGCUAUACACCCUGAUGUAUACUUCUGUGCACAUGAACACCAGUCCAAAUAUAUGAGACUCAAUAGAAACUUUGAGAGGAAGGAGACACAUUUAUUACAAUAUGUCGACUCUCCACUUGAAAUUGGAUUUGAUAACGAUUUUUUGUAUGAAAUAUAUGUUCCCACUUGUUCAUAUAGAAUGGGCACUGAUAAGAUUGGAUUUGGUGCUGCUAUAGUAGAAAACAACAACCAGCAAUUGAAGUACACAGUGUUUUGGUCACCAAAAAGAUUCCCCUAUUUAUAUUUAUACAUUUUUAUCGUCCUAGUAAUUAUUAUUUACAAUGUUUUCUUCUGUAUAAUCAAAACCUGUACUAGAUAUAAAAGAUUCGUCAAAUCUGAUGAUGUUCUACCUCUUCUUCAACGAAUUUGAAAGUAGAAGACCAAGCCCUCAGAUUUAUAUUUUGUUGUCUCAUGCAAAAGUAAAUUUUGUAUUGAGUUUUCUAUUUUUACUCUACAUGACAAAGUGAUAUUUAAUUUUGAACAUUCCAUAAUUUAUUUUCAUAACAGUGAUAUUUUUGUAUUUCAUUUAUUGAAGUAAUUUAAUAAACUUUGUAUUUUCUAAGAUAUAGUCAUAAAUCAUAAUGUUCCAAUUUAUGAAAACAAGACUUAUUGAAAGACUUAAAUUUUUAGGGCAGAUUAUUUUUGUCAAUAAUUAUAACAGGCAAGCAAUAUUAGGUUAAAAAUAAUAAUCAUGGAAAAAAAUGUUUAAAUUCCAUGUUCAUGUUACAUUAUUGUUGAUAU